UCAUCUCUACAGCUUCACUCACACACACCAACAUGACAAACCCAGUCACGUACGAAGAACUGAAGGCUCUCUUGGCCAAAAGCAAAGAUCUGAUUCUGAUUGAUGUCCGUGAGACAGACGAGGUGAACAGAGGCUGCAUCCCCAGGUCCAUUCACAUUGCCCUUGGCACUGUCGAAACUGCUUUCAAAAUGAGCCCAGAGGAUUUCCAGGCCACUUACGGGAUUCCCAAACCUGCACUGGAUGCGCCUGAGCUGGUGUUUUACUGUCGGUCAGGGAGGCGGUCAGCAGAGGCCAUCAGCAAAGUCAGAGAACUCGGAUAUGUGAAAGCACGUAAUUACAGCGGCUCUUACCUGGACUGGUGUGAGAGGGAGGCAUAAAGAUUCACUUUGGAGAAGAGCCUCA
Molecule: messenger RNA, 402 nt
Organism: Gambusia affinis (western mosquitofish)
Lineage: Eukaryota; Metazoa; Chordata; Actinopteri; Cyprinodontiformes; Poeciliidae
Product: thiosulfate:glutathione sulfurtransferase-like
Exons: 4
Coding region: 33-377 (114 amino acids)
Cellular component (GO): mitochondrion
Molecular function (GO): thiosulfate-cyanide sulfurtransferase activity
Source: RefSeq, a predicted model, not a curated record